Trypanosoma grayi is the source of this 306-nucleotide messenger RNA. RefSeq lists its product as hypothetical. NCBI's taxonomy places the organism in Eukaryota, Euglenozoa, Kinetoplastea, Trypanosomatida, Trypanosomatidae. The transcript has a single exon. The record is from RefSeq and is a predicted model, not a curated record. The coding region runs from base 1 to 306 and encodes 101 amino acids.
AUGGACCCCACAAAUAUGCAGGAGGUGAUGGAUGGAAGUUCAGUUUCCUCGGCGGAUUCAAGCGGAAGCUAUUGGACGAAUACAGCGAGAAGCAUUAUAUCUUCUAAUUCCGACGAACAUGGAAACAUGGUGGAGUACACGUUGGUGGAUUAUGUUAUGCCUACAGUGGAAGUAAGUGAAAUGGAGUUGAGGAGUAUGAGAACAUCUGUGGAAAAUCUAUUCGCCGUGAUGCGAGGUAGACCGAAAGGUGGGGUCGGUCGUCAAACAACAGGUGCUCUUCCUAAGCGCAAUACAAAUGAGGAAUAA